UAUGAAAACGCUAUAUUGAAAGCCAACAGUGUGAAUGAAACCUAAUGAAGUGUGGGAAUGUCUGCAUAACCUUGAGUCUUGUUACCUUUAAACUCGUUUUCCCAGAGCAAUUCUCGAAUUCUUUUUUUCUAACAAAUAACGAAUCCAUGAAUCGGAAAUUGUAAUGUAAGCGCAUUCGUGUAAGCGGCCCAUAACGGAAAUUGAAACAAAUUUCCAUCCCUUGAACUCUGCGACAUGUAGGCACGUACAUAUGAAAGAGAAGCAAGAAACUAGAAAUUUUAAUUUACACAUGUAGUUUGUGCUUCGCAUAUUAAGAGAAACAUAAUGGCAACAGCUCUACAGAAUAUUUCUACUUAUAAUCGGUACUUUAUACAAGUGAGAUUCGUUACCUGAACAUUGUAAAGUCACAAAACUAUUUAUAUACAAGAACAUUAACAAGUGUUGUAUUAGGAGAAAGCCCAUUGGGACAUUGUGCAAUUUUAAUGAUACGCUGUGUAAUAUAUAAAAUCACUGAGAGCAAGUGGCCUGUUUGUGUGAGAUCAAGGCGUAUGACACAAAUAUAAAUAUAUCGUUCGAUAUAUCUCUAUCUAUAUAUAGAUCUGACAUUUCUAACAUCUGAAUAUUAAUUCUUAGCAUUUUGUAAGUUGCUCCAAAAUAAAGUGCAAAAUAUCUCUUUUUUUCGAAUAAAAUUUUCAUUUAAAGUUGAUGGUAACAUAAUUUUAGUUAACAAAUUACAAAUAAAGGACAGAGAUCUUUAUGCUUACCGACUUUUUUAUUGAAGAGGUAAAGGAUUUAUUGGAGCGAGAUCGUGCUGGUGGAGGAAAAUAUAAAGAAGGAAAAUAUGAAACAUAAAGAGUUAGGAAGAAUACAAAGUUAAAAAAAUAUGUGGACAGAAACGGAAAAUUAAUAUUCAGGAUGAACAAAAACACAAAAAAUUUCCAUUAAAUUUUGGUACGGAAAUAAAAGAUAUUAAAUACAGAAAUGUAAGAUAUUAAAAAAAAGAGUCAACAGAUAUUAAAAACGGCGAAAUUGGGCACAAAUUUAAAGAGUUUAAAAAAUACAUAAACAAAAUUCUUUGAGUUCUCUAAGAGAUUGUAACCAAAAAAUAUUUCACACAGAAAAAAAGCCUGGAGUUGGUCCUCUCAUAGCCUGGGAUUGCUUUUCAUCAUCAGGAGUUGCAAAACUGGUUAAAAUUGACUGCUAGUUGACUAAUGAGCUCAUGACAUGAUGACAUAUUAAAGGGAACGCUUUCGCAAAGUACUGAGGAAAUGAGUUUGAGUAAUUAUAUAUUUCAACAGGAUAAUGAUCUCAAGCACAAGAGCAGGAUAGCACAGCUGUUUUUUAUGAAAUUAAGAACAAUUGCUUUAUAAAGCACUUUAUUUUGUCCAAUGUAAGAAAUAAGGGCGGCCAAUGACUUAAUUCUUGUGUACAGUUUAAGAAAUUAGUUAAUAUAAAUAUUUAUUUUAAAUUCUUUCGAAAUUAAGUAAAAAUUGUCAAUUCACUUUGAAGAUAUCUUUAUAUAUUUACAAUGCCUCACAAUAGUACGAGAGCUAGCAACGUCAAAAAAACAAGAAUUUCAGGUAGGCCAGUUUUUAGAUAUACUGUCUCUCUCACUCCCCCGGACUUCAUACAGGCUAUCUGGCUGGCGGUAGCGGUUGCGUUCAUCAGUGCGCAUCGUUCCUAUACAGGUAAAAUAUUAUAAUUUCAAAUCAUUUUAAGAAGUUUUUUUUUUAAUAUUUUUAUUAAACAAUUCUCAACAUAAACUUAUUAUUGCCAGAUAUUUUUGAUGUUGUUUAAACGGUGCCAAACGCCUACGUUAGGUUGAAAAUUACUAAAAGUGGGUUAACUAACUAACGAAAAACGUCAGAAACACUAAAUUUUGCAGAAGAAAUAGCAGAAGGGAGCUGUACUCAGAUUUUUUUACAAAAUGGCAAAUGGGCGUGGCAUCGCCCACUUAUGGGUCAAAAACCAUAUCUCAGGAACUACUCGACCGAUUCGAAUGAAAUUCGGUAUAUAAUAUUUUCUUGACACCCUGAUAACACUGACAACGAAAUCGGUUCACACCCACUACUACUUUCCUUAUAACUCAAUUUUGAAUUCCAUCUUAUUCCUUAACUUUAUAAUUUAAACAUAAGGAACCAAUGAAGAUAACGGAAUAAAACUUUACACAAAUAGUGCAUAUUAUCUUUGGCUUCACUUGUGAAAAAAUUGUCGAAAACGGACCAUAACUUUUCAAGGCCCCAGAUAUCGAACAUGUUGAACUCAGCGCCUAAGGAUAAAUUUUAACCGAAAAUAUGGGUAAAUCUCUCAGAUAUCUCAAUUUAAUUCAGAGGAAAUUGUUUUCUUCUAAUAGUGUGUCUCUGUUCCAAAAAUUAUUAAAAUCGGGUCAUAACAUUUCCAUAUACCUCAUUGUAGGUUUUUCAAAAAUACGGUGAGCUUUAUUCCGCAUAUAUGUAUGUAUUGGUUAAAUUUCUUCAAUAAAUUGCGAGAGUAUAAAAUGUUCGGUAGUGUCCGACCGAUACCAAAAUUUUGGCCGAUGCCGAUGCCGAUGCCGAUUAAUCGGCCAGUUGGCAAAGAAUCGGCCGAUGCCGAAGCCGAUGCCGAUUCUUUCAUCAACAACAUUAUUUAGUAAAUUAGUAUGGUAACAAAAUAAAAACAAAGACACAUAACAUCACAAAAUAGGUAAACAACUCAAUUCAUAUGUAAAUAUGAAGUUGUUUAAUGAUUUAAUUAAUAUUCAAAACUAAAUAAAUUAGUAUUAUAAGAUAUAUGUUGAUGGAACAAAUAAGUUAUUUGCGUUUUCUCAAAGCGAAUCUGCAAUCAGCAAUAUCGCUUUUUUCCUUUAAGGGGGUAUACCGGUGUGACAUUUUCAAAAAAUCGAUUUUUUAUUUUUUGCUUAUUCGAAAGUUUAUAAUUUCAAAAAUAUUCUGUGAAAGGUAAGGUCGUAUCUUGAAUAGUUUUUGAAUGGCAGCGUUCUAAAGAGCAAUCGCUCACAUGUAUUAGCCGCUAUAGUCGAAACUUUAAACGCGUUUUUCUCGAAACGACUUUUCACAAAAUUACUGACAUCAUAACUCAACGAGAUAUUGACCGAUCAACUUCAAAUUUAAACUGAAUGUUCUUGAAUAUAUUUACUAUACAAUGACCUACGAUCUUUUUGAUUUGUUGAAAAUUGUCAAUUUGGCAAUUAAAAAACGACCAUUUUUUACCUAAAAAUCGAUUUUUUUCAGAACUACGCCAUUUUGUUAAUGUUUGAUAUCUUUCAAUAAUCGUAGAUCAUUGUAUAGGGAAUAUAUUCAACUUUAAUAACCUUUUUAAAUUUUUGUGUUUCAGUUACUCAUUCGGCCGGAAUCAUGUCAGCAGUAGGGGAACUUUUUUUUUGGCACCUCCCAAGACAACCCAUAACUCCUUUAUUUUUUCAAAAUUUUUGUAAAAUAAAAAUUUUAAAAUAUAGUUGAAAGUACACCUUAUUAUGUCCAAAAAAAUUCGAAACAUUCGACCGAGUACUUUCUUUAAAAAAAUUAACUAAAAUCUUCCAUUUUUCAUGGGCUACACUGGGUUACCCCUUAAGGACAAAUAUGAGCAUUAAGGCCAAUAUUCGAAAAUAGUAGGUCUAGUAAAAAGAAUCCGUUAUUUUCAAAGAGAUGACAUUUGUCAUUUACAUCUCACAUUGUGAAAGGCGGCAAAUAGUAAUAGUGACUCAAUAGAAACUUCGGAAGCUUAUUUGGGAGGUUCUUUUCCAUGCACCUUAUAGUCCAGGCCAGCACCAAGUGAUUAUUACGAAACUUUUAAAAAUAAAUUAACCUAGUUACGAAUGCUUCUAUAAUAUCAAAAACUUUAACACUAAACAUACAUACGUCGGUUGUAUACCGACAUCUACCACAACGGGUCAUUUGACCCGGAGAGAAUUUUUCUGUUUUAUGAGAUUAUCGAGUCAUAUUUGUAAUCAGUAAGUUGCACAUUCUUCCAAAGACUGUUGCGUAAAGUAGUUCAACGAAAAUAGCUCAGAAUAAUUUCAAGAAAAUAUCAAAUUUUAGAUUGAAACUAUGAGCAGAAAUAGUUUUACCGAAAUUCUUAGAUUUAUUCGUUUUGAUAAAAAAGUCAGUCUCUCCAAGUUUUUUUCAACAUCCUUGAUUUAGCUGUCAUAAAUGCCUGGAUUUUGUACAAGCAAACGAUAGGAGAAAAUAUCUCGGGAAAAGAUUUUUGACUCAAGCUAGCAGAAGAACUUAGCGCCGAUUUUCGAGAAGCCCGUGAACAACCAAAACAAGAAAAAAAUACGAAAGGAUCGUUGCCUAAGUCUACUACAGAUGCUUAUAAACGUAUGAGAUGUCAAAUAGGAUAAUGUAAAGAAAAUAAAACUAACAAAAUUUUCUCUAAAUGUAAAAAAUAUGUUUGCGGAAAAUGUACAAUGGAAACACUUUAUGUAAAAAAUGCGAUGAACUAUGAAUUAAAAUUUUUUAUUUUUUGCUUUUGUAAUAGAAAUGCUCAACAUACUAUUCUGUUUAAUUAUAAUAAAUUUAAUUUAUAUUUUUAUUUCCUUCCUAACAUCCAUAUUCUCAUACAUUCAAGCAUGAAACAUACAGUCGGGUCAUUUGACCCGCUAUAUAUUAAGUCUUGGUUUGAUUAGUGUUAAACAAAACUGUGCAUAUUUGACAUACAUCGAAUGUUUCUAGCAGUACUAAAUAAAACCUUUCAUUAAUGAAAAAUUAUUGAAUUUCUUUAUACUAGACUUAAAAUAUCACCAUGAUGAAAGAAGUAGAAAGAAUCGGCUAAGAAUCGGCCAAAUAUGGCCGAUGCCGAUGGUUAAUUUUGUGGCCGAUACUGGCCGAUGCCGAUACCAAGGUCGAUUAAUCGGUCGGUCUCUAAUGUUCGGUUGCACCCGAACAUAGCCUUUCCUUACUUGUUUGAAAUAAUUUUUAUUGACUACAAGCAGCUGUUGUCGUUUAAUAAAAAAUAGGCGUUUGGCACCGUUUAAACAACAUCAAAAAUAUCUGGCAAUAAUAAGUUUUUGUUGAGAAUUGUUUAAUAAAAAUAUAAAAAAAAAACUUCUUAAAAUGAUGCGCACUGAUGAACGCAACCGCUACCGCCAGCCAGAUAGCCUGUAUGAUGUCCGGGGGAGUGAGAGAGAUAGCAUAUCUAAAAACUGGCCUACCUGAAAUUCUUGCUCAAAAACGUUGCUAGCUCUUAGACUACAAUAUGAGAGUCUGGAAGAGGUAUCAAAAGUGAAGCCACAAAAACUUUUAAAAUUCGCGUCAAUCGCAGGCAUCCUAAAGGAUGACUACUCCUCGUGGACAACGUGACGGCACUCCAUCUGGUAUCGCAAAGGACCUAAAUAGGUCUAUGUGAGGCCUACCAGUAUAACCUAACCUAUAUAUUUACAAAUUUACAAGCACAUAAUAUUGGUGCUUACGCUUUGCACUAUUAUUUCCGAUAGUGUACAUACAUCCAUAAUACGUACGUAAAUUUUCUGUGCGUCAGAAAAGUUUAUGUCUCAAUUAAAAGUAAGUUCAGAAAUUAAAUAAAAAAGGAAGAAAAUCUAAUCAAUAUUACCCAUCAAUAUAGUAUUAUUUGACAACAAUAUUGAACGCUGUCUCUAAUUAUAAUGGUGCUUCAAAUUUACAGAAAGUUCUUUAAAAUCCUUCACUGUAACAUUUUUAUUCUGAGUUUAUCUUUCUAAGUUCAUCGUUCAGACCUACACACCCUUUCAUUAAUUUUAGCGGCUGUUUUAUGUUGCGGAGAUAAUCACAAUUGAUUCUUACUUAUUAUGUAUAUUCGUAUAUACUAAAAAUUCGAAAACUAACCAUUGUGCACCUUUUCUAUUGUUGUUCAAUCAACUUUCCGUCAUGUUUUGGAGAUGUUUUUCUGCAGCUGGAGUAGGAAAACUUUAUCCCAUCACUGAAAUAUUAAAUACCAGGAAAUUCAGUGAUAUUUUAAGAAAAAAAAAUUGUCAAAGUGCAGAUAAUCUUGGGUUUGGGGAUCAAUAUCUGUUUCACCAAGAUAAUGACCCCAAAUAUUUAGCGGUGGAUACUCGUCUUUGGAUCUUCUACUACUGUCCAUUUUACCUAAAACCAACCCCGCAAAGCCCAGAUUUAAUCCCAAUUGAAAAUUUAUGGUCUAUCGUUAAAAUUGGUUGAAAAUUUACAAUGUCUGCCAUCGAUUGGUUAACUGCUAUAGACAAGCCAAUCGAACAAACUUUCAAAAUUUGCAUACGAACUGGCAGCAUUAACUCUUCUAACACCGUCAAUGUCUUACGUUUUCUGCAACAAAUUGAAUUUUUAUUAAAGUUUUUUAUUCAAUAAAUUCAAUACAAAAAUACUUACGAUUUAUCUUCGCCAAUUUUUAUUAUUUUGACAGUAAUUUGUCCUUGGAGCCGUUCACAAUAGUAAAAUAUAGUUAAAUGGUUCUAAAAUGUGUAAAACAAAACUUGGUAGCACUCAGCAAGCGGCGAAAGAAUUUUUAAUGAGGCUACGCUACAUACGCUCCUGCACGAAUUCAACUAGAUAACUUUGUUGUUCCUUUCACAUGUAAAAUUUUUUACAGGCGAGCAGCGCUCAAAGAUAGCGAGCAGAGAAGUGACCAAUUGAUGGCAGCUAAUAUUAGGAACGGGAACAACUUUGUAUAGGAAGUGGCAGAAGUUAUCCCCCAAACUUACGAAAAAGUUGUAGAAAUCAAUGCAAAGGCAAUUGUACGAAAUUAUUAAACAGAAAUUAUAUCUCACUAAGUAUUAAUUUUAAUUUAUGCUAUUGAUUAUAGGUAUCAGUUAGGGGUGUACGUUACGGAUUUUGCGUGGGUUUAUGCUAUAUUUUGGUUUUUUUGUGGAAAUAUUAUUUACUUUUAUAUAAAAAUCAAUACAUUUGGCAUUCUGCAGUCAUUUUUCUUCCGAAUCUAGUUUUUUAUUUUCAAAAUUGUUUUGAAAAUGUAUAUUUUCGCUGAAAAAAUAGGGUGUACGAAUAUGGAUUUUGCAUACUGUAUGUUCGUUGCAUACAAACAUAUAUACAGAUUUGUAAAUAAUUUUAUAUUUACGUAUGUAAGUAUGUAUGCACAUAAGCGCAUCUCCUAGUGGCGUCAUAAACAUCUCGAUGAAAUAAAAAAUACGUGAGCAGAAAUUUUGAUAGCGAAUAAACGCAAAUGCAAUGAAUACUUGGAAAAUUUACUUGUUUGUGAUCGAGAAGCACUUCAACUCAUUUUUUGAAUGAGAAGAUGAAGAAUACAUACUACAAAACAAGACAAAAGGAUUUUUGCUGAACAUGUUUCUAUGAUCUUGGAGAAAUUUGAGCGCAUCGAAGCAAGAAUGGCAAUGCAGCAUUUAAUAGUUAGAUGCGGGCGUACUGUUGCACCGUUAGUGCACACUUGCACUUACAGACUUAUCUAAGAUAUUACAAAGUUACACUGAAUUUUCCACAAAGGCAUUCUGGCAUUAGAGACAGCAUAAAACAGAGCCACAUUCAAUCCGUGAUAUGCUCAUUUAUAUGUAUGUACAUAUGCCUAAAAAUCGGAAAGAACUAUAGAACUGUUGUCGAAAGCGAUCGCACAAAAGAAAGGUAUGCACGAGUCACGUAACGGAUAUUUCCCAAUUGAUAUUCGAUAAUCGCAUACACAUGCCCAGCACUUGUACACACCCACACACACACACACUCGUCUCACCUGCAUAUGCAUAGUUGUUGUUGGUUCGAUCGCGCAAAAACAAAGCAGCAAUGAAAACAUUAAAAAUGGAAAGCCAAUGCACACAAUGAAAAUGUCACUGGAAGUCAGUCAGUCGAAGGAGAAGCAUAAUGUAACCAAAAAUAAAUACAACAAUUGAGGUGUGGGUGAGCAAGCGUACGCGUGUGUGUGUUUGUGUUGAGGUGUACUACGAGUAUGUAAAUAAUGAUGGUCGUCGGAUAGUAAGUACCGCAGAUUUGACUCUACAAUAAAUAUCAAAGAACUCUUGACUAUUCCAUCGACAACUUUGUAUUACCCCCGAUCUUAUGCCAUACAUAUGUAUGUACAUAUAAUAUGAUAGUGUUUGUGUGUAGUUCUGCUUGUUGUAAGCGGUGAUUAUUUGGCCUGCACUUGGCUUGUUGCGCACGCGCAUGCGCAUAAAUUAAGACGAAUAGCAAACGAAGGAAAUCAAUACAAACAAACAUUUGAUGAGCACUUAUUUACACACAUACAUAGAUAUGUACAUAUUACCAGCCAGUAACAAACUUAAGUUGACAGCGUGCAUUAAGAAGACAAAAGGCGCAUUGAUAGCAAAGAUAAACUAUAAAAACUUACAAAUUGCAUGCAACAUACAUAUGCACAUAUGUAUGUACAUAAGUAUGUAUGCAAAUACAUAUGCAUUUUUCUUACACUAUUCGGAAAAUAUCAAAUAUUACGCGUGUUAUGCAUGUGCUUAUGUGUGUAUGUCUGUGAAUACCUGUAUUUAAAACCGUAAUUCCAAUGGUUUUGAACUUUGUCCGCAUAGUCGGUACAUCUAUACGAUUGAUAACUACAUAAAUUCGUACAAUGUGUUUGAAUAAUUUUUUAUGUUAAUAUACGAUCGUAGAUAAAACCGAUCAAAAAAGUUGAAGUUUUGAUUCCCUCUAAAAAAUGUGUUUUCUACAAUUUCUGUGUUUAUAAUUGAAUGUUUAAUUUAUUAAAUGUUUGUAUAUCUACCACUACAAAUAACUUACGACAUUUUUUUAAACUAAUUUUAAAAUGUAUUACACUUAAUAACAUACAGUGGAACUUCCAUAACUCGAACUUUGGAAUUAUAGCGUUUAGAAAUCAAAUUUCAUACUAAUUUCCUUCCAUAACUUAAACUUCGCUAACUCGAAGUUUUCCAUAACUCGAACUCUUAAAUUGGCAAUAGAAGUUAAAUUUCAUACAAAUUUCCUUCCAUAAAUCGAACUUUUCGACCAGGUCAUAAUACAAAAUUUAAAAUUUUACUAUAUAUCGUAUUGAGGCGAACAAAAAAUACUAUAUUACUCUUAUGGAUUGCAUAAAUCAUGUAACAAAGGCAUGGGAUGCAGACGUCAAGAGCCUAACAACAGCAAACUGCAACAAACAAAAUCACAUAAAUACAUAUUUUAAGGUACAUAUGUACACAAAACUUUAUGCGAAAUAAAUUUUUUUAGAUUUGUUUUAAUUUACACCCGAAGUCUCAAACUCGAAGUUUUUUGUGGAUUAAGGUGAGUCGAGUUAGGAAAGUUCAACUGCAUGUUUUAAGAGAAAUGGGAUUAUAAAACUCAAGAUCAAAUUUAUCCAAUAUUUUUCGAAAUAAAUGGUGAUCCAUUUCGAGGUUUUUAAAGGAAGAAAAUUCAAAUUUAAUGGGGAAUGUUUAUUAUGAUUUUAAGUAACAUUCUUAGGCAUUUAUUUUUGAAAGAUUUUCUCUUUCAAAUGUUGGCGGCGGAUACGUCUCAGAUGGUCCAUCCGUUGAGUUCAAUUUUUGAUUUUCGUUUGAGCAUUUCGACCGGUAACUGGCGAAUGACACGGGUGCUCCAAGACCUGAUUCCACCGGCCCAAAAACCAUAUCAAACCGUUGUUUUUUCUCGAUGAAAUGACAGUUCUUGAAUCUCUUCACGUUGCUCUUGUUUUAAAUGGACCUCUUAUGUUCACCAUAAGUUGGGCGAACCGCGGAAAACAUAUUCUUUACAGAACUCGAAUUUUCGUAAUAAAGUUGAAAAAAGCGUAUGUCUUUCCAUGAUGAAAUGCCCAAUAUAUGCAAUUUAAUUGGCGUUUAAGUUUCUUCUUCGGUUUUGAAUUUCAGUAAACUAUUUACUGCAUGAACUAUGUAUAACUUAGAUUAUAUUAUACUCAGUUUAAACCACAAACAUAGAACAGCUAAGGCUCCAGCCGCCAAUCAAUACAAAAUAUAAAAAAUAGCACGUACAAGGAUAACCAAAUCCGCAGAAGGAGCAUAUUUCAAAUUAUACAGAAAUGUCCGUGCACGGAAUUACAAUUACUUAAGGACUGUGAGAAGAUCACGAACACAUCUAUACUCUCACUCGUUUGAAUGCGAGCAUGUGUGUAAGUGAGUUUUUCCGGCUGAGAGCGAGCAACGUCUGUUGUGCGGGAGUAGUUGUAUUGAAGCGUGGUAACAACCAAUAGCGUUACUAUAUAACCAUUGAAAUACUUGUUGUUGUUGGUUUAUAACUAUCAACAACAAGUGCUUUUGGUCUGUUUUUAUAUGUUGCGUUGCAUUAUUCCUUUUAUUUUUUUUUUUUUGCUGUUCCAACAGUGAGUUUCAUACGAUUUAUACGAAUUUCAAAGUUUUGUCGUUGUCGUUUGAGCGCACUUAAAGCGAUUCAUACUGAGCGAUCAGUUGAGUUUCAGCAUUGGCAACGGUCAGACGCAAAUUGUCGAUUCGAAUGCCCAAUGAUCGUUAAAGUGAAUUGCUGGCGGUGAUUAAUUUUCAAAUCGCAUUACGUUGUAUUUAUGUAGUUAUAAAAGCUGUCAACAACCUGAGGAGUAACCGCUUGGUGCCAAUAUGAAUUUUAAUUACUAAAAAGCGAACUAAGAGCGCGCUCAAAGGACUGAGAAGAGACGUGGCGUGUGUGUGUGUUAUGAUAAACGCUUGUGUUUUGUGUGCGUAAAAAAUAUCAAAUAUAACAAAGUAAGCAGCAGACGCUCUAACUACCGAACGGCCGGCCGUGAGUCGUAGUUAAAUCGUAGGCACGCGCAUUCGCGCCAAUUCUUUACAUAAUCCGCCGCGACAAUUCCAUUCCGUAUACGCCAAAUACAACACUACAAAGAUGUCCAAAAUCAGACUGAAAGCAAUACUUCGCAGUGCGCCAAAUUGGUUUUGGUUGUUGUUCGUGAUCACUAUCUGUGUCUGCCCGCCUUAUUUGUCAAUGGCCAAAAGUUUGGGUGACAGCCAAGCAGCGCCGGUUGUACGAAACGCUGAGGUGGUCAAUGUUACCCUGAGCCCUAGCGUUACACUCACUAAACAGAGCGUUUUGCCAAACACAGACGUACGUCUCACCUGCCUGCUUAAGGGUGCCAUUAAGUGGUACAGAGAUGAUGAGUUCCUCAGCGGUAAUCGUCUGUUGGUACUGAAGGAGGUACAAACGAAGGAUGCCGGUGUGUACAGUUGCCAGGCAGAACAAGUGUCACUCGGCCCCAAAUACGUUAGUGUAGCGCUGAGUGUCAUUGGACCGGAGCUGGCAACCCCACCUAACCUUGCCGAGGAAGAUAUAGCUGACUUUAGCAAAGUUGAAGAUGAAAUGGAGGCGCGUUUACGACUGGAUCGCAAUGAUUCCGAUUCUGUGGAAGAUGUUGUUGAAGCGGAAUUACAAACAAAAGACUCGAGGAAUAACAACGCCACUGCUUUGAAAAUUAUACAUCUUCCGAAUCCAGGUCCGCCACAGUUUCAACAGAGCUCUAAACUUAUCGAUAGUUUACAACAACCAAUUGGUAGUUUCGUUCAAUUGAGCUGUCCCGCUUUGGGCAAUCCAUUGCCGGUCAUUACUUGGUUUCAUGAUGCCACAAGAAUAAAUCUGACGCCAUUGCGUUUUAGAUUAAAGAAAUGGUCACUUCUUAUUGAGAACUUAACUACUGCGGACUCUGGCGUCUAUACUUGUAAAAUCAAUAAUAAAUUCGGCGCUAUUGAACAUAAUAUGCGCUUGCAGAUCGUGAGACCACAACUGCGCUCAGCCAGUCCACUCAUAGUGAAUAGUAAGCCAGCCAACAAAACUGCUGCGCUCAAUAGCGAUACACAGUUCGAGUGUCAGGUUCAAUCUCCAACCGCUGUGCAGAUCCGCUGGAUCAAGCAUCAGCAAAGACUUAACGCGGAUGAGCUCUCUUCAAACUUGACAAAAAAUGUAAUCGACUUGACAACUAAUCCUGAGAAUCCAAACGUUUUAAAGUUGGAAAGAGUGCAGUUGGCGGAUGAAGGUUUUUACACUUGCAUUGCUACAAAUGAAGCAGGGAAAGCCAUGGCCACAGCUUAUUUAGCAGUUAUACAGCAGACGAGUACUUCGAUUACAACCAAAAACAAACUCGUCUUAUCAGAGAAACAUGCAGCGCAUUCUGCGGAAACUGCAGGCAGCACUGUGCCGGAGAAGGAAAACGAAAGACUAAUUGAAGCUGUUGCGGAAAGUAAGGAUGCCAACGAUGUAAAUGACGACACCGAAGCAGUUGAAGAAAGUCCGCCACGUUUCAAAAAAGCCGACAAAUUGGUUAGAGCUUUGCAUAAGCCAGCGGGUUCAACAAUACAACUGGCCUGUCCCGCCAUCGGUAAUCCAUUGCCCAACAUAACGUGGACACGUAGUGCAGGGGACGCAAAUUUCACUGAAAUUAUGCGUCACAUCGGAAAAGUCACAUACAAAAAGUGGUUGAUGCAAAUGGAUGAAGUGAUUGCCGAAGACUCUGGUGUCUACAAAUGCACUCUCUGCAAUAAUUUGGGAUGCAUAGAGCAUUCAACAAAAUUGACAAUAAUGGAUCGUCUACGUUCGCGCCCCAUACAUAGUGACAAGUUUCCACAAAAUCAAACCGUUUUAACCAACAGCAGUGCAUACUUUGAAUGCCGCGUUGUUUCGGAUCUGGAGCCACAUAUAUUCUGGAUAAAAUAUAAGCAGAAAAAUGAAAGUAUCGAGAAUUUGGAGCGCCUUUUCACUAAAGCCAAUACCAACACCAAUGGUUAUCAGCCAACUGCAGAAGAUUUUAUCAAGCUCAAUGGUGAUCCCGAUAGACCGAACAUACUACGGUUGUUGAAUGUCACGCAUGCCGACGAAGGCUGGUACACAUGUGUAGCCGCCAAUAAUCUGGGCGAAGCCGUGAAAAGUGGCUAUUUGCAUGUUGUUGACAAGUUACCCAGUCGUGAAGUGUACAUGCUGUGGCGUGCGCAUCCCGUCUGGAUGACAGUGGCCGCCAUAGUGAUUGUAUUGCUCUUCCUCUUCGGUUCCAUAUUUAUAAUUUAUGUGCUACGUAAACUGAAACAUGAGAAAUUACUGAAGCAUCGUAUCGAAACUGUGCAUCAAUGGACAAAGAAAGUCAUUAUAUAUAAGCCGUCUUCUUCGGAGGGCAGUUCAUGCGAUCUACAGAUGCCAGUGAUUAAAAUUGAAAAACAACGUACCACCUUUCAAGCGUCGAAUUUAGAUCCGUCACAAGCCUUCAAUGAGUAUGAAUUUCCGCUCGACUCCAACUGGGAAAUACCACGCACACAACUUAAUCUGGGCUCGACGCUGGGCGAAGGUGCAUUCGGACGUGUUGUAAUGGCAGAAGCAUGCAAUUUGCCACGUACCGUCAACAACUCAUCCAGCAUUGUUGCCGUGAAAAUGGUAAAAGACGAACACACCGAUGCCGAUAUGGCGAGCUUAGUGCGGGAAAUGGAAGUGAUGAAAAUGAUCGGCAAACAUAUAAACAUCAUCAACUUGCUUGGGUGUUGCACACAAAAUGGUCCGCUAUGGGUCAUAGUGGAGUUCGCGCCGCAUGGUAAUUUAAAGGACUUUCUGAAAAAGAAUAGACCACUGUUCGUUGGCAGUCCGAGCUUGCAACGCAGUAGCGAUUGUUUGGAAGACAUGCCCCAGUUGACAGAGAAAAAUCUGGUCUCAUUCGCAUUUCAAAUUGCACGUGGUAUGGAGUACCUCGCCUCGCGUAGAUGCAUUCAUCGCGAUUUAGCGGCGCGCAAUGUGCUCGUGAGUGAUGACUAUGUCAUGAAGAUAGCCGAUUUCGGUCUGGCGCGCGACAUACAAGACACCGAAUACUACAGAAAGAAUACAAAUGGCCGUUUACCCAUCAAGUGGAUGGCGCCAGAGUCGCUGCAGGAAAAGUUUUACGAUUCACAAUCAGACGUGUGGUCUUUCGGUGUGCUAUUGUGGGAGAUAAUGACAUUUGGCGAGCAGCCCUAUCCCAAUAUCAUGUCUGCAGAGGAGCUCUACAGCUAUCUAAUAACCGGGCAACGCAUGGAGAAGCCAGCACGUUGUUCACUGAAUAUUUAUAUGCUAAUGCGUCAGUGCUGGCAUUUUGACGCCAACGUGCGACCAACAUUUGUUGAGAUUGUUGAGAAUUUAGACAAGAUACUACAGUUGGCAUCAAAUCAUGCCACCAAUGAGGAGUAUUUGGAUCUAUCCAUGCCCAUGUUGGAGACACCACCGUCGUCGAGUGACGAUGAAUCCGAACCGGAGACUUUUCAAGAAACUUCCCCCUUACGCUACCAAUACACAUACAAAUUUAAUUAAAUACAAUAGCGUUUAUGUAUUAUACGAAGCGUAUAAAGCAAAGUAAGGCUUAUAAUCACAUAUCAAAUACUCUGUACAUACACAUUAAUAUAUUUGUGCGGCGCAAUAACAAAAGUAGUAUUUAAAUCCUAUUACUAAGUGCAAAUAUGUAUAUGUAGUACGAGUAUAAAAACGAAAAGACUUAAUCUAGCGCAUGUUAGCUGGUAAAUUUAAGUUAUCGAUUGCACUGUGAGACAAAUAACUCUUAAAAUGCAUACAUACGAACGAGUGUAUGUAAAUUGGAAACUGUAAUUUAAGUGCAUGUUAAGAACCGUAUUUUAUGUAAACGAUUAUUAUUUGUGUAGUAUUUAAGCGUAAUUUUACUUUUUCAUCCAAAGUAUUGUUUUAAUUUUGUACAACGAAAUACUUAAAAACUCAACGCUACCAAAUACUAUGGAUAAAUUGCUAUCAAUUAAAUUAUUGCAGAGAUUUAUACUUAAGUUGCACCUCAACCAACUCAAUGCAGUAAAAGCAAAUUGUUUUAUUAUGAGAUUAUAUGCAAUAAAGUGCCAUUUGAGUACCGUUUUUUUUAAA
Molecule: messenger RNA, 14711 nt
Organism: Zeugodacus cucurbitae (melon fly)
Lineage: Eukaryota; Metazoa; Arthropoda; Insecta; Diptera; Tephritidae
Product: fibroblast growth factor receptor homolog 1
Exons: 3
Coding region: 10713-14138 (1141 amino acids)
Biological process (GO): cell surface receptor protein tyrosine kinase signaling pathway; positive regulation of kinase activity; multicellular organism development
Cellular component (GO): signaling receptor complex
Molecular function (GO): transmembrane receptor protein tyrosine kinase activity; ATP binding
Source: RefSeq, a predicted model, not a curated record